Messenger RNA from Triticum turgidum subsp. durum (durum wheat), 1041 nucleotides. NCBI's taxonomy places the organism in Eukaryota, Viridiplantae, Streptophyta, Magnoliopsida, Poales, Poaceae. The record is from the annotation of a GenBank genome assembly.
AUGAUCAUUACGGCAAGGAAAUCUCAGCUGAAAGCGAGCCGGCGUCACACUGCCACUGAACUCUACCUAGUACUCCUACAAGCACAAUGCCCGAGCCCUCAAAACGACACGGCCGGUCACGCGGGCGAGCCGUUAAACGAGCAAGGGGAGGGAGCGGUGGUGGGGUACGCCGCCAUGGACUCGCGCUUCUCCUCCGGCUCCGGGGACGUGAGGUCGGGGAGCUCGCUGACGGUGGGGGAGCGGCUCUGCGCCGCCUUCUUGCCCUUCGUUGCCGUCGCCGAGGCCGUCUUUUUCGUCCUCGCCGACUGCCUCGCCGACAUCUGCCCUUCCUCGUCCUCCUCCUCGCGCCUGCGCAGAGAAUCCUCUGCUUCGUCCUUCCUCACGGCCAAGAAGAAGAGCCAUCACCUGUUCCGCCGCCGCGUCGGGCCAGGCUGCACCUCCCUCGACUUCCGCAACCUUGCCCGCCUCGCCGAGGAGUCCCGUUGCUUCUCGGUGAACGAGGUGGAGGCGCUGUUCGAGCUCUACAAGAAGAUCAGCUGCUCCAUCAUCGACGACGGGCUCAUCCACAAGGAAGAACUGCAGCUAGCAUUAUUCAAGACUCCUAGCGGGCAGAAUCUUUUUAUUGACAGGGUUUUUGAUUUGUUUGAUGAAAAGAAGAAUGGAGUAAUAGAGUUUGAUGAGUUUAUUCAUGCUCUCAGUGUCUUCCAUCCAUGUUCACCUGUGGAGGAUAAGAUUAAUUUUGCAUUUAAGCUGUAUGAUUUGAGGCAAACCGGAUUUAUUGAGCGUGAAGAGGUUAUGCAAAUGGUUAUUGCCAUUUUGAAUGAAUCUGAUAUGAAAUUGUCUGACGAGCUUCUUGAGGCCAUCAUAGAUAAGACGUUUGAAGACGCUGAUACUGAUAGGGAUGGGAAAAUCAGCCAAGAAGAAUGGAAGGAAUUUGUAUUGCGCCACCCUAAUCUGUUAAAGAACAUGACCCUACCCUAUCUUAGGGACAUCACAACAUCUUUUCCUAGUUUUGUCUUCAACACGGCAGUUGAAGACUAA